Messenger RNA from Carya illinoinensis, 435 nucleotides. RefSeq lists its product as uncharacterized. Bases 1 to 435 code for a protein of 144 amino acids. Gene Ontology annotation, molecular function: nucleotide binding. NCBI's taxonomy places the organism in Eukaryota, Viridiplantae, Streptophyta, Magnoliopsida, Fagales, Juglandaceae. The record is from RefSeq and is a predicted model, not a curated record. The transcript has a single exon.
AUGGCUGAAACACAGGUUCGAAUAGGAAUGCUGGGAUGCGCCGAUAUAGCCCGAAAGGUCUCGCAGGCCAUUUCGCUCGCUCCCAACACUACAGUCGCCACCAUUGGUAGCCGGUCUCUUGACAAGGCCAAGGCCUUUGCGUCCACCAACAACUUCCCCCCCCUCCCCAACGCCAAGAUCUACGGCUCCUACGAGGCUGUCCUCGACUGGCCCUUACCCACCAGUCUGCACACCCGAUGGGUAAUCCUAGCUGCCCAGAAGAAGAAGCACGUGUUGCUAGAGAAGCCCGUCGCCCUUAACGUUGCCGAGUUCGACACUAUCAUCGAGGCUUGCGACUCUAAUGGGGUGCAAUUCAUGGACGGCACCAUGUGGAUGCACCACCCCCGAACCGCCAAGAUGAGAGAGUUCCUCUCCGAUAAACAACGUUUUGAAUGA